GGCUGUUUGUUACAGUUCAAACUGGAGCCGGCUGCCUCUCGGCAUUUGCAGGAGGAGCAGGGAUCCGACUCGCAAAUUUCGGGGGUGACUUAGGUGUCCGCUACCGUGUCUCCGGCUCGGGGCUCCGCUCGCCAUGCCACCGCCGCCGCCAAAGCCGCCGAGCCAACCGAAUCUCACCUGAUUCCCGCGCUCAGUGAGGCCAUGUCGGACCUGGGCGAGGAGGAUGGUGAGGGCGAAGAAAUAGCGGUGGUGGCAGGAGGUCCUCCUCCUCGGGAAACAUGGGCCAAAAAAGUGGAAUUUCUUUUGGCUGUAAUUGGUUUUGCCGUGGACCUGGGAAACGUUUGGCGUUUCCCUUACAUAUGCUACCAGAAUGGAGGAGGGGCAUUUUUGAUUCCAUACACCUUGAUGCUGAUCUUUGGUGGAUUGCCAUUGUUUUACAUGGAGCUUGCCUUAGGUCAGUUUCACCGGUGCGGGUGUUUGACAAUCUGGAAACGAAUUUGUCCAGCUUUGAAAGGGGUUGGCUACGCAAUUUGCCUGAUGGACGUGUACAUGGGGAUGUAUUACAACACAAUCAUAGGCUGGGCUGUCUACUAUCUAUUUGCCUCUUUUACAUCAGAACUACCAUGGACUAGCUGUAAUAAUUCAUGGAACACAGAGUUUUGCACCCCCGUCACCUCAAAUAAUACGAACGAAACGUCUGUCAGUCCAGCAAAGGAAUUUUUCGAACGCAGUGUGCUUGAAGUGCAACGGUCAGAUGGAAUGGAUCGACUCGGAGCUAUCAAAUCAUCUUUAGCUGUUUGUGUGUUCGCCGUUUUUCUCCUUGUGUACUUCUCCAUUUGGAAGGGCGUGCGUAGUGCUGGAAAGGCAGUUUGGGUGACUGCUCUAGCUCCGUAUGUUGUUUUAUUCAUAUUGCUGGCACGUGGAGUUUCUUUGCCUGGAGCUGACGAAGGAAUUCGUUACUAUCUGACACCUCAGUGGCACAAACUAUCAAAUUCUAAGGUAUGGAUAGACGCUGCAUCGCAAAUUUUUUUCUCACUCGGCCCCGGCUUCGGAACUCUUUUAGCACUAUCCAGUUACAACAAGUUCAACAAUAAUUGCUAUCGCGAUGCAAUCAUAACUAGCAGUAUCAAUUGCCUCACCAGCUUCUUGGCUGGUUUUGUGAUAUUUUCGGUCCUCGGAUACAUGGCUCAUGUGCAGAGGAAAAGCGUUGCGGAAGUUGGUCUCGAAGGGCCUGGUCUUGUUUUCAUUGUUUAUCCUGAAGCCAUAGCCAUGAUGACUGGAUCGGUUUUUUGGUCCAUUAUAUUUUUUUUGAUGCUGAUUACCCUUGGUCUAGAUAGUACUUUUGGUGGCCUGGAAGCAAUGAUUACUGCGCUGUGUGAUGAGUAUCCAAGAUUACUCGGUCGACAUCGUGAAAUAUUUGUUGCACUUUUGUUAUGUGCUGUUUACGUAUGCGCUCUUCCAACUUGUACUUAUGGUGGUGUGCACCUAGUAAACCUGUUGAAUGUCUUUGGACCCGGAUUAGCAAUUCUCUUCAUUGUAUUCGUUGAAUCGGCUGGUGUUUGCUGGAUUUAUGGAGUUGAUCGAUUCUCAAACGAUAUAAAAUGCAUGCUGGGUUUUAGACCUGGAUUGUUCUGGCGCAUCUGUUGGAGUUAUAUUAGCCCGUGUUUUCUUCUGACAAUAUUCAUUUGCUCCCUGCUAAGUUACGAAGAUAUGAUCUCUGGAGAGUAUGUCUAUCCAAAUUGGUCCAUUGGAUUAGGCUGGGCUUUGACGGCAUCGUCUAUUAUGUGCAUACCGGCAUACAUGAUUUACAAGUUCUACAUCACCUCUGGAUCAUUCUUCAAGAGAUUAAGCAUCAUCAUGAAACCGGAAGAACUCGCGGACACUGCGACGGUGAUCAAUAUAUCCUACGGAACAGGAACUCACGUCUGACAGUUCGAAUGGCUCGUAUGAAAUACGAUGUGUCAUAGUCUCGCAGUCCGACCUCAUGGCAACAUCAAACUAAAUCUACUACGUCCUUUGAAGAUUAUCGUUCCUUUCAUAAACAAUUUCUAAACUAUUCCCAAUAAGCCCGCCUCUCAUCUUUUUGAAGCUUGCUCCGAAAUACUGGCAUUACUAUUCUGCCGUGCUAAGGAAAAACGCCGUAUGAACCUUCAGGGGUUGCCAAAUUUCAUUUGAUAAAAUGAAAAUUUCC
Messenger RNA from Bemisia tabaci, 2191 nucleotides. RefSeq names its product Serotonin transporter (gene SerT). Gene Ontology annotation, molecular function: serotonin:sodium:chloride symporter activity; serotonin binding. Gene Ontology annotation, biological process: serotonin uptake; sodium ion transmembrane transport; amino acid transport. The record is from RefSeq and is a predicted model, not a curated record. Lineage: Eukaryota; Metazoa; Arthropoda; Insecta; Hemiptera; Aleyrodidae. Gene Ontology annotation, cellular component: neuron projection; synapse; plasma membrane.